CUGCCGCCGUGGAGGGAGGAAGGGGGGGGACGGUGAUGGCGGCCAUGGCGGCGCGGGCGGCGGAGGCCGAGGCGCUGUUCGAGGCCCACACGGCGGCGGAGCUGCGGGCGGCGGAGCGGCGGCUGCGGGCCGGCAUCGAGCAGAAGCGGGAGGAGCUGCGGCAGAUGGUGGGCGAGCGUUACCGCGACCUCAUCGAGGCGGCCGACACCAUCGCCGAGAUGCGGCUGAGCGCAGAGCGCCUGCUGGGAGCCGUCAGAGGGCUGCAGCGGGGCGGCGCGGCACGGCCCGGCCCUGCUCCGCCGGCUCCACCACGGGUGCCGGAGAAGCUGUACCGAGCUGCGGCACAGCUGAAGCUGCUGCUGGACAUCCCCGAGCGGGCGUGGGGCGCCAUGGAAGCCGGCCGGUACCUGCCCGCCGCCCGCCUCUACCUGCUGUGCCGCCACCUCCACGGCCUGCUGCAGCUCGACGCCCCCCGCGCCCGCUACAGCCCCGUCCUCGCCCGCUUCCCCAUCCUGCUGCGGCAGGUGGCCGCCGCCAGCCACUUCAGAUCCACCAUCCUGCAGGAGAGCAAGUCCCUGCUCCGGUGUCAGACCGUGUCGGACCAGGCGGUGGCGGAAGCCUUGUGUGCCAUCAUGCUCCUGGAGGACAGCUCUCCGCGCCAGGCCCUCGCAGACUUCUUGCUGGCCAGGAAGCUGGCGAUCCAGCAGCUCCUCAACCAGCCCCACCACGGUGCAGGAAUAAAAGCUCAGGUGUGUUCCCUGAUGGAGCUGCUAACCACCACUCUGUACCAGGCUUAUGCACUCUUCUACAUGAUGCCUGAAGGGAUGCCACCAGAUCCAGCCCUGCCCUGCGGCUUGCUCUUCUCCACCCUGGAGAGCACCACGGGCCAGCACCCAGCAGGGAAAGGCGGCGUUCUAGAGGACGAGGUGAAGCUGAGCAGCUGGUUCAGGUACCUCCCUGAGUCUGUGGUGGAGUUCCAGCCAACCCUGCGGACCCUGGCCCACCCUAUCAGCCAGGACUACCUCAGAGACACGCUGCAGAAGUGGAUUGCCAUGUGCAGCGAUGAUAUCAGGGCCGGGGUCAGCAACCUGCUGGUCUACGUGAAGAGCUUGAAAGGCCUCGCGGGGAUCCGCGAUGCGGUGUGGGAGCUGCUCACGAGCGAGUCCGUAAGCCAGCACUGGGACGUGGUGUGCCGUCGCCUUUUGGACAAGCCUGCUUCCUUUUGGGAGGACCUGCUGCGGCAGCUCUUCCUGGACAGGCUGGAGACGCUGACCAAAGAGGGCUUUGAAUCCAUCUCGAGCAGCUCCAAGCAGCUUCUCGUCUCAGCCCUGCAGGAACUCGAAGUCAAAUCCGCCGCCUCUGCCCCGAGCAAGCACGUCCAGUUUGAGCACAACGUGGCCUUGUUCCUGUGGUCGGAGAGCUCCAGCGAUCUGCCUUCGGACGCCGCCUGGGUCAACGUGGCAAACCGCAGCCAGUUUGCCAAGAGCGGGCUGUCCAUGAAGGCCCAGGCACUCACCCCGUGCGUGCAGAGCUUCUGCUCGGCUCUGGACCUGAAGCUGAAAGCCAGGCUGGACGACCUCCUCUCUUACCUUCCCGCGGAGCCCACGGCCCCCAAGGAGGCCGCUCUCGCCCCGCAGCCUCGCUCAGCCUUUGACCGCUACGCUGACACCGGGCUGGUGGAGGGCUUGCUGCGCGACCGCUGCGUCGCCUGCAUCCACCACGUACUGGGCUGCGUGCGAGAAGAGCUCCAGAGUGCCCAGAGCCUGCUGGGGGGACAGGCUGAUGCUCCCAGCGAUAGCAGGCUCAAUGCCGUCCUCUUCAUGGCCAGGCUCUGCCAGUCCCUGAGCGAGCUUUGCCCUCACCUCAAGCAAUGUAUCCUGGGCCAGUCGGGCGGCGCGGAGACGGCGCUGAAGGAAACCCGCUCCGCCAAGAAGCUGGGGAAGGGGAAAGCCCAAGAAGUGAAUCCAGUGCAGGCCAAGUGGCAGGAGGUGAAGGCAGAACUCCUGCAGCAGAGCCUGGUUGCUUAUCAGAUCUGGAGCUCCACUGUCACCAAAGCUCUGGUUCAGUGCUUUACCAACACGUUGCUGCUAGAUACAGCUGGCUCCGUCUUGGCUACAGCCACCAACUGGGAUGAGAUUGAAAUUCAGGAGGAGAGUGAGUCUGGAAACAGCGUGACGUCAAAGAUCCGGCUGCCUAUGCAGCCGUCCUGGUACGUCCAGGGCCUCCUCUUCAGCCUGUGCCAAGAGGUGAACCGGGUCGGGGGCCACACUCUGCCGAAAGUCACCUUGCAGGAGCUGCUGAAGACUUGCAUGGCAGAAGUGCUUGCUGCCUACAAAAAGCUCGUGGAGGAGAAGCAGGAGAAGCAAGCAGGCUCCUUCCCCAUGACCCAGAACAGAGCUCUGCAGCUGCUCUACGAUCUGCGGUACCUGAAUAUCAUCUUGACAGCGAAGGGUGAGGAAGCAAAGACCAGCAGGCUCAAGCACGACUCCAGGAUUGAGGAGGUGACUGACUUCCUGGAGGGACACAUCGAUCCGUUCGACUUGGACGUUUUUACUCCACACCUAAACGGCAACCUGAAUCGCCUGGUUCAGCGAACAUCUGUUCUCUUCGGCUUGCUGACCGGGACAGAGAACCAGUACACGAGCAGAAGCAGCGCUCUCAGCUCCCAGGAGCUCCACAAUAUCUUGCCCUUAGCAUCCAGCCAGAUCAGAUUUGGACUUCUGCCGCUGAGUAUGUCAAGCUCACGAAAGGCCAAGUCUGCUACCAGGAACGCAGAAAGAGUCCAGUGCGAUGCUGACCUUUAACUCCCGACGAAGCCUGGCUUGGGUUCCACCUCCUGCCCUCACAAGAGCAGAAGAGGAGGCAUCGCGCCCUGGCUCUUUGUUCAGGCAGCUUGUAACCGAGGAGGAAGACACAGCUGCACCUUCGCUCUUCAAGCUGGGAUGGCUUUCUGGCAUGACCAAG
This is a messenger RNA of Oxyura jamaicensis (ruddy duck), 2964 nucleotides long. RefSeq names its product component of oligomeric golgi complex 1 (gene COG1). Gene Ontology annotation, cellular component: COG complex; Golgi apparatus. The transcript has 15 exons. Gene Ontology annotation, biological process: intra-Golgi vesicle-mediated transport. Lineage: Eukaryota; Metazoa; Chordata; Aves; Anseriformes; Anatidae. The coding region runs from base 36 to 2804 and encodes 922 amino acids. The record is from RefSeq and is a predicted model, not a curated record.